Molecule: messenger RNA, 686 nt
Organism: Eupeodes corollae
Lineage: Eukaryota; Metazoa; Arthropoda; Insecta; Diptera; Syrphidae
Exons: 2
Coding region: 114-584 (156 amino acids)
Biological process (GO): sensory perception of smell
Molecular function (GO): odorant binding
Source: RefSeq, a predicted model, not a curated record
AAGUCUUAAGAAAACAAACAUCGAUGAAAAGUAGACUUAUUAUGCAUUUUAUACCCUACAGCAGACUCUGUCGGACCUAAUCCAAUAUAGGAAAAUUAUUAGAAUUUUAAACAAUGAAAACUAGUAUAAUAGUUUUUUUAGCAUUUAUUGCAAUUACUUCAGCUGAAGAAUGGAAACUCAAAACAAUGGAAGAAUGGAGUCAAAUUCACAAGACAUGCGAUGAACUUUAUCCAGUUUCAGCAGAACUUAUUGAGAAGGCUAAAGUUGAAAAAUAUCCACCCAAAGAAGUUUUCGAAGUUGUGCUGUGUAUUUUAAGAGGUGUUGAAGUUUGGGAUGAUACAAAAGGAUUUUCAACUGAUAGAAUUAUGUUUGGCCUUGAGAAUGUUGCAAAGAGAGAAAAUUUAAGUAAACAAUUUUUACGUGAUGGCAUUGAACAUUGCAAGGAUAGUAAUAGUGAAGGAAGUUCAAAAUUGGAUUGGGCAUAUCGAUGGUUUAAGUGUUUCAAGGAUAAUGAACCAUUAUUCAAGGCCAUAAGGGAGGUAAAACUGUACAAGGAACGAGAAAGGAAAAUCCAAGAAGAGUAGAGUAGGAUACAUAAAAGUUUUGAAAGUGAUUGUUAAUUCUGCAGAUUUUCUGAAAACAAUGUAUUAAAAGAAAAGUUUUUAAAUACUUCAUGAUAAAAUUGA